GAAAAAGGUGACAAUUAUUCUGUGAAUGAUCCGCGAGCUUUUGUUUUUUUAAAGGAUGUAAAAACCGGAGCCGUGUUCUCUCUGUGUGUGUGUGUGGAGGACGCAGCCAUUGGUGGAGAUGCUGGUCCCUGAUAGGUCUUCCUGAGCGUCACUCGGGCGAACACGUUCCGGGGUUCUGCCGGGUCCUCAUAGGAGAUUGAAGUCCAGCUUCGUAUGAGCCUUUCUUCCCCGCGGUGUAGAGGCUGCUGUAGUCAUGGCUUCUCUAACUCCACCUAACUUUUCCUGGGUUGAGCCAAAGAAGCUGGCUGGGAUGGCCCUACCGCGGAUGCCUGCCCACUAUCAGUUCCUGCUGGACAACGGCAUAAAGCACCUGGUGACUCUGUGUGAAAGAAAGCCUCCUUAUCAUGAUUCAUGCCCAGGACUGACGCUGCACCACAUAAAAAUAGAUGACUUCUGUCCACCCAGUAUGGAUCAGAUCAAGAGGUUCCUUGCUAUUGUUGAAGAGGCCAACGCCAAGGGUGAAGGUGUGGCUGUCCAUUGCCUUCUCGGACAUGGGAGAACAGGAACAAUGCUGGCCUGCUACCUGGUGAAGAAGAGGAAAAUCACUGGGGUUGACGCGAUUGCAGAAAUAAGAAGCAUUCGUCGAGGAUCAAUAGAAACGUAUGAACAAGAAAAGGCUGUUGUCCAGUUUCAUCACCACAUAAAGUAAAAUUAAGACAGCUGCAGCUGAAAAUGUUUAUAUUAACUUCAUGCGCUGUACAUACUAUAUGAAUGAUUGGAAAAGAGUUUUAUUUAAGAGUUUAUUUUGGAAGUUACUAAUUAUGUUUUUUUUUCUACAUAACACCUGAAGUCUUGCAAGCAAGACGUUUUAAGUGCCAGAUACGAGGUGAGAUAGAACUAAAAAAUUGGUGUCAUCCUGAAAGCUGCAGAAACACUGAAAGGUUUUACAACUCGGACACAACCUGCAGCUGUGUGCUGCCACUUGGGCUAUCCCAGUCAGAAGCUGUGGUGACAACUCGGAUUCAGACUGGUAGGAUAAAGGUCUAAGCUGUUUCUAAUGGUAUUUCCUUCACGGUUUACUUUGAAUUAAAUUAUUCAGAAAGAGAUGGUGAUUUGAAAAGCAAAUGUUUAUGCUUGUAAUGGAAAUACAGCAUGAACUGUGUGUUGCUGGAGGGAAAGAUGUGGUAGCACAGGCAGGGUUUAAUCUUUCUUCAUCAUUUAAUAAACAAGCAAACUUUGACAGCA
Molecule: messenger RNA, 1245 nt
Organism: Lepisosteus oculatus (spotted gar)
Lineage: Eukaryota; Metazoa; Chordata; Actinopteri; Semionotiformes; Lepisosteidae
Gene: dusp23b
Product: dual specificity phosphatase 23b
Biological process (GO): protein dephosphorylation
Cellular component (GO): cytoplasm
Molecular function (GO): protein tyrosine/serine/threonine phosphatase activity; protein tyrosine phosphatase activity
Source: RefSeq, a predicted model, not a curated record